AUUGUGACAUCCAAGGGAAAAGAUGUCACCUAUGCUUUGAACAAAACCUGUUCUCCCCCUCUUCCCUGGUCUCCCAGAGAGGUCACCUGUGAGGUCAACUACAUGGAAGUGUCUGUGAGGAGUGAUUUGGCAUGUCCAACAGGGACAAAGAAGGAUGACUGGGAUGCUAGUUUCAAAAGGGCCUAUUCCUCAGCCACUUCAGAGUGGCAGGUGAUGUUUCAGAGGGCGCAGCCAUGGGCGUUACCCAUUAGCCUUAACACGGCUAAGACUCAUGGAUAUACAUUUGACUUAACAGAUGGAAGGCUUGUAUUUCGUACUCCGUAUGGACAACCUGAAUCAUACAGCACUGAGGUGAAUGAUGUUCCAGUAGAGGUAGUCCAUGCAACACUAUUGUCCCGACUAAACUGGGUUUCAGUCAUGGUUGACCUGGUGGCUGCUUGCUCAAUGCAUAAAGGAUCAUAUGACAACAGUAGCUACAUUAUGUGGGAGACUUCUGAGGUGCUACAUCCAUGGGUGUCGGCUCUAAACCAGAUGCAGGACAACAUUGGAGUCAAUGGUGAACUUAUGGCGCAGCCGAUUGCAGAGAAGAGAGGCUACAUUGUAAAGCAGCAGAACUCCACAAUCAAGAUCAGCAUCCCCUAUAAGGCUGAAGGAGUAUACAGGAAGAGCAUCGUGUCUGGGAACUUCUACGAGUUCUCCAUCUUUCAUCUCUACUUGGAGCAAAUCUCAGUGGAUGAGGCUCAUGGUGACACCAGACUUCGCAUUCACAGGAUGCUGGCCACUCCCCUGCUGCCAUGCACAAUUUUAACUGAAAACGGAACAGUUUCUGAGGAGCGCACAUUCACGGUCUACCUCGGGGACGUCCCGGAAGACAUUGAGUUGGUUGCAGUUAAUUUGAAUGGCCGGGAUUUUACAGUGCCCUUUACAAAUGCAAGCAGCCACAACAUCGCAAAAGUUGUUUCCAACCACACUCAUGGCUAUGUUUUGAAGGUGCCUUUUGAUGACCCUGUUGUCAUGCAGCAGUUAAUCAAAGAUGCAACAAUUCAGCACAGGCUGGACAUCAACUACACCCUGACUGUUCUGCCUGAAAAUGAGCCUUUUUACCAACUAGCAUCAGUGACGGCGGUAACCAAUGCCUCCCUGGAGCCCCUUGCGAUAGGGAUCAGGAGCCAUCCUGGCAUCAGCGGCAUUAAGAUAGGCGAGGUGGAAAGCCGGUGGUUCAGUCUGGCCUUUAACUUGGACAUUGCCCCUGACCCAGAGCUGGUGCUCUUUGGGUGUUCAGAAAGGCUCUCAGGUAUCCGCCUGAGAUGCAACAAGCACUAA
Molecule: messenger RNA, 1323 nt
Organism: Etheostoma spectabile (orangethroat darter)
Lineage: Eukaryota; Metazoa; Chordata; Actinopteri; Perciformes; Percidae
Exons: 10
Source: RefSeq, a predicted model, not a curated record